AUGUCGGUCAUUCUCUGCACCGCUGGCUACGACCACACGAUACGGUUCUGGGAGGCCCUCUCGGGCAUCUGCUCCCGCACGAUCCAACACCCGGACUCGCAGGUCAACCGCCUGUGCAUCUCGCCCGACAAGCGCUUCCUCGCCGCCGCGGGCCACCACACCGUCAAGCUCUUCGACAUCAAGUCGACCAACCCGAACCCGCUGCUCACCUUCGAGGGCCACACGGGCAACAUCACGGGCGUCGCCUUCCACUGCGAGGGCAAGUGGAUGGUCACGAGCUCCGAGGACGGCACCGUCAAGAUCUGGGAGACCCGAAGCGGCACCAUCCAGCGCAGCUACAACCACGGCAGCCCCGCCAACGACGUCGUCAUACACCCGAACCAGGGCGAGAUCAUCAGCUGCGACAGGUCCGGCAGCGUCAGGGUCUGGGACCUUGCCGAGAACAGCUGCUCCCACCAGCUGAUCCCAGAGGAGGACGUGUCCGUGUCGAGCGUCACCGUCGCCACAGACGGCACCCUGCUGUGCGCAGCCAACAACAACGGCAACGUCUUCGUCUGGUCCCUGAUCCAGACCUUCGACCGCACCGAGCUGCAGCCCAUCACGCAGUUCUCGGCGCACAAGGAGUACAUCACGCGCAUCCUGCUGUCGCCCGACGUCAAGAAGCUGGCGACGUGCUCCGCCGACCACACCGCCAAGAUCUGGGAGGUCGACGUCGAGGAGGCCGCCCGCCUGGACGAGAGCGGCUUCCCCAGGCCCUUCCCCCUCGAGGCCACCCUGACGGGACACCAGCGCUGGGUCUGGGACUGCGCCUUCAGCGCCGACUCGGCGUACCUCGUCACCGCCUGCUCCGACCACUACGCCCGCCUGUGGGAGCUCCAUAGCCAGCAGAUCAUCCGGCAGUAUAACGGACAUCACCGGGGCGCUGUGUGUGUGGCCCUGAAUGAUUACUCUGAGGCGAGAUAA
This is a messenger RNA of Diaporthe citri, 963 nucleotides long. RefSeq lists its product as uncharacterized. Gene Ontology annotation, cellular component: TORC2 complex; TORC1 complex. The transcript has 4 exons. NCBI's taxonomy places the organism in Eukaryota, Fungi, Ascomycota, Sordariomycetes, Diaporthales, Diaporthaceae. Gene Ontology annotation, biological process: regulation of actin cytoskeleton organization; TOR signaling. The coding region runs from base 1 to 963 and encodes 320 amino acids. Gene Ontology annotation, molecular function: protein binding. The record is from RefSeq and is a predicted model, not a curated record.